This is a messenger RNA of Lepisosteus oculatus (spotted gar), 10462 nucleotides long. RefSeq names its product BCR activator of RhoGEF and GTPase. The record is from RefSeq and is a predicted model, not a curated record. Gene Ontology annotation, biological process: positive regulation of GTPase activity; intracellular signal transduction; protein phosphorylation. Lineage: Eukaryota; Metazoa; Chordata; Actinopteri; Semionotiformes; Lepisosteidae. Gene Ontology annotation, cellular component: membrane. Gene Ontology annotation, molecular function: GTPase activator activity; protein serine/threonine kinase activity; guanyl-nucleotide exchange factor activity.
UCGCUUGUGUACACUGUCAAACCUUAUUUUGAUGUAGAGACAGAGUUCUGAAGUACAAGUUCACUAAUUUCGCUGGCCUUUCGCAGUGGGAGGCACGCAGAGCUGUAUGUUACAAGUAUGAGUUUACCUCUACAUUGUUUGCUUUUGGAAAAUUGUGUUUCAUUGUAGCGCAGCUCCUCAGUUUACAGAACCGUUAAACAAACUAAAAAGUAACUGUCGACUGUCACAAGAAUGACCAUGAAACAACAAUUGUUGCUCAUCACCGAACAAUAAUGAAACACAAUAACAGCUGGCUCUGCUCCAGCAUGUAUCACCCAGCGCGUCUUUGUGGAUUCUGCACGGCGUGAGGAAAGGGCGACCGUUCCCUGUCUCUUUAAAUGGGACAGCAGUGAAGCCGCUUGUCAAUCUCAUCCCAGCAAGACCCUCCCUUUCCUGCAGCAGCUCCUGGUGCCAGAGUGAAAUGGGGAGACCUGAGCGCAGCAGCGGCGAGGAAACGGAGUAAAAAAAAAAAAAUCUGGAUAAAAUGCGUGUCAACAUUCCCGUCUAAAACAUGGGAUAACAGGGCGAACAGAGCACGAAUCCACCCGCGAACUCCCACCGCAAUGGGACAAACUGGGUAUCGCCAAUAGACGGGAUCCUUAUUUUGAUAUUCCAUCUGCUUGGGAACUGGUACAAUAGCGCCUGUAACAACUGGAGAUGAUAAUAAAAGAGGAUGUCCCUCUGUGAAGAUGCAAUGGUUCUGGAUUCAACUGCAACGAGAGGCGUCCGGUGAAAAAACGCAGGGAAAGGAAACCCUUUUCUGUGGAAGAAGACUUUUCGUUCUUUGCCAUCUUGCGGGGAGACAGAUGUUCCCAUUGUCGUACUCCGAUAUUUAUUCAUUUCGGAACCUCGCAGACAAAAACACUGGAGACGGAGAAUGCGCCUUGGAUUCAACCUACUGGAUUCAGACAUCCACACUAAGCGGUCCGUGUUUGUAUUACUAGUCCCGAUUUAAAAUAAAUGAAUAAUUGUCAGCGAGAUAAGCCGUAGAAGACUUAAAAAGCCAAGGGACAAUCUGGAAAAUAGAAAAAAAAAACUUCCAAGAGACGCAAUCUUUAUAAUGAAUGUGUAUGUAAUUGGGCACUCCACAUUGGUAAGUUUAAUUUUAUUUACCAGCUAGGAGUAACUAAGUAGUGAAAAGGGAUUAUUUUAAUGAAAAGUAAGCCGUACCGUAGUCAUAGCAUUUAUCACAGCGCAGCAUAAUCAGAACAACAACAAUGGUGGAACCUGUGGGUUUUGUUGAAGCCUGGAAAGCGCAGUUCCCCGAAUCGGAACCUCCCAAGAUGGAGCUAAAAUCCGUCGGGGAUAUCGAACAGGAGCUGGAGAAAUGCAAGGCUUCCAUCCGGAGGCUGGAGAUGGAGGUGAACAAGGAGCGCUUCAGGAUGAUUUACCUGCAGACGCUGCUGGCCAAGGAGAAGAAGAGUUACGACCGCCAGCGGUGGGGGUUCCGGAGAGUCUCCCACAUGAACGAGGCGGGGGGGUCCGACCAGCCGAGCAGCCCGGACCCGCCGCAGCCGCACCCCCACGAGUCGGGGGAGGGGGACAGGAGUAGGUACCACCCGGCCGGCGAGGAGAAAUUUAAGCCCAGGCCUCCCCCCGUUAGGAAAGCGUCAUCGCAGGGCGAAGGACCGGAGCCCCCACCCGCUGUGGAAGUGCUCUACCCGGGGGAGGCGGGCGAGGCGGACAGGUGCAAAUACCACGGCGACGACAGGUUCAAGAGGCACCCGGAGGACAGCGAAGUGGACAGCGCGUCCCCCUCCAAGCAGAGGGGGGUGGCCCCGGGGCGCCGGGCCACCGCCGGGCCCCCGCCUCCCGAGAGGGAGGACUCGUCGCCCAGGGAGAAGGUGGGGAUGAGCGUGGCGGCGCUGCGGUCCAACUUCGAGCGCAUCAAGCGGGCCAACUCCCACUCGUCUGGGGAGGGGAAGGGCGGCGGGGCGGAGAAGCCCUUCUACGUCAACAUGGAGUACCACCACGAGAGGGGGCUGGUGAGGGUCAACGACCGGGAGGUGUCGGACAAGAUCAGCACCCUGGGGAGCCAGGCCAUGCAGAUGGAGCGCAAGAGGUCCUUGCACUCCCUGCCGGGGAGCCUGGCCGCCGGGGCGGGCGAAUACCGCCGGCCCGUCUACAGGGGCCGGUCCACGGAGGCCAGCUGUGGCUACGACGCGGAGUACGAGGACGCGGAGCUGAACCCCCGCUUCCUGAAGGACAACCUGGUCCGCGCGAACGGGGGCAGGGCGGAGAGGCCGGCGGCGGACUUCCAGCCGUACACCAGCGUCUACGUGGGGGGGAUGAUGGGGGACGGGGACGGCAAGGGCGUCAGCGCGCGGGACCACGGGGAGCAGGACAAGCAUCUCACCUGGCCCCGCCGCUCCUACUCGCCCGGCAGCUUCGAGGACGGCGGGGGCGGCUACACGCCGGACUGCAGCUCCAACGAGAACCUGACGUCCAGCGAGGAGGACUUCUCCUCGGGCCAGUCGAGCCACGUGUCCCCCAGCCCCACCACCUACCGCAUGUUCCGCGAGAAGAGCCGCUCGCCCUCCCAGAACUCCCAGCAGUCCUUUGACAGCAGCAGCCCCCCCACCCCGCAGUCCCAGAAGCGCCACAAGCAGCAGGUGGUCGUGUCGGAGGCCACCAUCGUCGGGGUGCGGAAAACCGGGCAGAUCUGGCCCCACGAUGGCGACUCCACGCCGUCCAGCAGGGCCUCGCAUGACAACAGUUUCCACGGAGAUUUAGAUGCCUCCUUCAGCGGGACGCCGCCCACCUAUGGCUACGACGCGGACCGGGCGGAGGAGCAGCGGCGGCACCAUGACAUGAUGCCCUACAUCGACGACUCGCCCUCCUCCUCCCCUCACCUGAGCUCCAAGAGCCGGGGCAGCAGGGACACCCUGUCCUCCGGAUCCUUGGAGUCCUCCAAGUCGGGUGAGCUGGACCUGGAGAAAGGCCUGGAAAUGCGCAAGUGGGUGCUGUCUGGGAUCCUGGCCAGUGAAGAGACAUACCUCAGCCAUCUGGAGGCCUUGUUGCUGCCCAUGAAGCCGCUGAAGGCCGCCGCCACCACGUCUCAGCCUGUGCUGACCAUGCCGCAGAUCGAGACCAUCUUCUUCAAAGUGCCUGAGCUCUACGAGAUCCACCGCGAGUUCUACGAUGGCCUUCUGCCCCGAGUGCAACAGUGGAGCCACCACCAGUGCGUUGGAGACCUGUUCCAGAAACUGGCCAGUCAGCUUGGGUUGUACCGGGCCUUUGUGGACAACUACGAGAUCGCCGUGGAAACCGCAGAGAAGUGCUGCCAGGCCAACUCGCAGUUUGCCGAAAUCUCGGAGAAUCUAAAGGUCAGAAGUACCAAGGAUUCCAAGGACCAAACCUCCAAGAACUCUUUGGAAACUCUCCUCUACAAGCCUGUUGACAGAGUAACCCGCAGCACUUUGGUCUUGCAUGAUCUGCUGAAGCACACUCCCUCCGGUCACCCAGACCACCCGCUGCUGCAGGACGCACUCCGCAUCUCCCAGAACUUCCUGUCCAGCAUCAACGAGGAGAUCACCCCUCGCCGGCAGUCCAUGACGGUGAAGAAAGGCGAGAACCGGCAGCUCCUGAAGGACCGGUUCAUGGUGGAGCUGGUGGAAGGGGCUCGCAAGCUACGUCACGUCUUCCUCUUCACCGACCUGCUGCUCUGCGCCAAGCUGAAGAAGCAGAUCGGGGGGAAGAGCCAGCAGUAUGACUGCAAGUGGUACAUCCCCUUGGCUGACCUGACCUUCCAGACCAUAGAUGAGUCCGAUUCCUCGCCCAUCCCCCAGCUCCCGGACGAGGAGAUCGAUGCCAUGAAGAUCAAGAUCUCCCAGAUCAAGAACGAAAUCCAGCGGGAAAAGAGGGCUAACAAAGGGAUAAAGGUGAUUGAGAGGUUGAAAAAGAAGCUCUCAGAACAGGAAUCUCUGCUGCUGCUCAUGUCACCCAACAUGGCCUUCAGAGUACACAACAGGAACGGCAAGAGCUACAUGUUCUUGAUCUCUUCUGACUAUGAACGCGCAGAAUGGAGAGAAAUCAUCCGGGAGCAACAAAAGAAAUCAGGUUUCAAGAGUUUUUCCUUGACCUCGGUGGAGCUGCAGAUGCUGACAAACUCGUGUGUGAAGUUGCAGACGGUACACAACGUCCCACUGACGAUAAACAAAGAAGAUGACGAAUCUCCUGGACUCUAUGGGUUUUUGAAUGUAAUCGUCCACUCCGCCUCAGGGCUCAAGCAGAGCUUAAACCUCUACUGUACAUUGGAAGUUGACUCCUUUGGCUAUUUUGUGAAUAAAGCGAAGACGCGAGUAUACAGGGAUACAACAGAACCUAACUGGAACGAGGAAUUUGAGAUUGAGCUGGAGGGAUCCCAGACGUUGAGGUUACUCUGUUAUGAGAAGUGUUACAACAAAACCAAGCUCAACAAAGAAGAUGGUGAAAACACAGACCGAAUCAUGGGCAAAGGCCAAAUUCAGCUGGAUCCUCAGAGCCUGCAGGGGAAAGACUGGCAGAGAACAGUGAUAUCUAUGAAUGGGAUUGAAGUUAAACUGUCCAUGAAGUUCACCAGUCGGGAAUUUAGCUUGAAGAGAAUGCCCUCGCGGAAGCAGACGGGUGUCUUUGGGGUUAAAAUCGCCGUAGUGACCAAACGAGAGAGGUCGAAGGUGCCGUACAUUGUGAGGCAGUGCGUGGAGGAGAUUGAGAGGCGAGGCAUGGAGGAAGUGGGCAUCUACAGGGUGUCGGGGGUGGCCACGGACAUUCAGGCCUUAAAAGCAGCUUUUGAUGCCAACAACAAGGACGUGUCCGUCAUGAUGAGCGAGAUGGAUGUGAACGCCAUCGCAGGCACCCUGAAGCUGUAUUUCCGGGAGCUCCCUGAGCCUCUCUUCACUGACGAGCUCUAUCCCAACUUCGCUGGAGGGAUCGCCCUGUCUGACAGCGUGGCCAAGGAGAGCUGCAUGCUAAACCUGCUCUUGUCAUUACCAGAGCCAAACCUCGUCACUUUCCUCUUCUUACUGGACCACUUGAAGAGAGUGGCUGAAAAGGAAGGCAUCAAUAAGAUGUCUCUCCACAAUCUGGCCACAGUCUUUGGACCUACCUUGCUCCGCCCCUCUGAGAAGGACAGCAAGAUUCCAGCCAAUCCCACGCAGCCAAUUACUAUGAGUGACAGCUGGUCACUGGAGGUCAUGUCACAGGUCCAGGUUUUACUGUAUUUCCUUCAGUUGGAAACUAUCCCCACGCCCGACAGCAAACGGCAGAGCAUCCUCUUUUCAACUGAGGUGUAGCCCAGCUCUCCGAAUCCCACUUCCCUGUGUGUGACCUCCAGCCGUCUGAAACUUUCACAAGACAGAAAAGAGGACACUUGUGUGAGAUUUCUAUGGCUGUCAGGCCAGUGCGGUCUGCGGCUGACUGUGCAAGGUGAAGAAAUUUAAGGACCUGACGUCUGUGUGUCACAUAACCACCAGAGGGAGCUAGUGACACAGGAACGAGAUGAGAAGUUUGACACAGCAUUGCUUUGAGUGUGCGUCAUUUUACUGAUCCCUCAGUUCAUGUCUUGUCUGACACCAGUACAUUUAGAAAAUCAAUACUUAGGAAACUUUUUCUUUCAUUUCAGACGUCUACACCUCUAUCGGACAUAGAUCUGAGUUCACGUCUUGAAGUGUAGACAGACUAAACAUGUACAUUUAAUUUUGAAAUCGGAAAUGGCAGUAGGAGAAUACGAGCAUCACUGUGCUUUUCAGAGCUGUUGCACACUUAUAAACUGUCCACCAGUGCUCAUAUUAUGAUGUUUUCUUUGAGUAGUUUUGAUCACUCACUUUUCUUGCUUCGGUAGCUGUGUCUGUAUGUUAUAUAUUCAUUCUUCUGUUAGAGGACAGAUUAUUCAGUCAUGAGUGUUCACGCUUGGCCUUUUUUUUCUAGUGAACUACCUUUCACUAGAAAUGCCGGUGAAGGAGUGAAAAGGCUUUAGAGCCGAACCUGAGAGUCCAGACAGUGCAGCUUUGUGAACAUGGUCUUGGAUACGUGAUUGGUGGAGUGUUCUUAAAGUGCUGGAGCUACUGCUUUACUUGGGAGGUCACUGUUGAAGCUUGCUUAUAAUUACACUUUGUGUCCCAUUCAAGCAGACAAAAAGUCCCAAAUGGUUAACGAAGUGAGAGACUUAAAGCCUACAUGUACAUCUGUGGAGUGAUAUACAGUAUAAAGCUGAAAUAUCACUCAGAGUGAGAGUUCUGUCAGAGCUUCUCUCUGAAAGACAGACCCGUAUGGGACUCCUAGCCAACAAACAGGAGCUACAAUCAGAAGUUUACAUGCUGUUGUGUUUGCUAGAGAAUGAGUAACGCAGGGCCUGUGAGGACUUUAGCUCUGUGCUGAAGUGCUGCAUUUAUUUCCUUUGCAAAGCAAGGCUUACUGUGAAAGAAGCAUCCUAGUGUACCGUUGCUUUGUAGUUAAUGACAGGUGUUUAAUGUGUCUGUACCAUUUAGGUGUCCUUUUCUUAAUUUAAUGAAGUAACUUAUGUUAAAAUAAAUUAUUUCACUGUGCUAGGUGACUGACAGGGAAAAAAAUCAGGUGAAAGUUUGGUGUUAUGUUUUCAGAUUUCUAUUAUCAUUAUCUUAUUAUUUCAGCUUCUCCAAUAUUUGCCCCAUGAUAUUGACAGCUUAUUAUUAGAUUUCAUUAGAAGCACAGCUUUUAAACACACAUAUGUAUAUAAUUUGAAACCCGUGCUUAUUCGAUUUAUUUAAACACUGCAUUACCUUCAUUACUGCCGUUUAGGAAACAGAGGUGAAAGUAUGUAAUUGUCUCUUAUUCAUAAAGUAAAAAAUUAAUUAUCCCACAUGGGGCUCUUAUUUUAUUUGGUACAAACACAUGGAUAAUAAUGCACAACUAGUAAGAAUAUUGUUUAUAAGGUUAAUUACAUCAUUUAUCAUUUAAAAAAGAAUAAUACAGAUGACUCUUCUGACUAAAUGUGAUUUUUAAAUUGAUGAAAAAUAAUCUUCUAAAUGUGACUUUUCACAAAAUCUGCUCCCUGUAUUUAGGAAAAUCCCAGGACAGAUCACUAGAGAUUAGAAAGUUAACUCCUUGCUUAGCCAAAAUAAUAUUUUGUGAAACUCUUGGAAUGAGUAUCCCAAGUGACAGGUGCAUUAGCAUCGCCAGUUGUAUUAGACCAGUGGGGAUAAGAGGCAGUGUUGGAUGCCUGCGUCCUGCUAUUCGGAACUUGUCAGUUUUUUAAAUUGAAUAAAUAAUUACACACAUUUACUCUACAGUAUGUUUCCAAAUCUGGUCCCUGUGGCAAAUCUGUUUAAAAAAAUUCCCGGGACAGAUCACUACUUCACUGGAGAUUAGAAGGUUAACCCCUUGCUUGGCCAAAAUAAUAUUUUGUGAAACUCUUAAGCUUAUCAGGCACAGCGUUGCCCGUGAUUUACUGUAGUGUUUUUCCUAUGCAAUACAAUCCGUAGUUGAAUUAGGCGAUGACUUUGUGCCAUACUCUGCGAUCUGAGGCCUCAUGUUUUACCAUCUCCGUGAUCAUAGAAAAUAAUUCCUGGCCACACACCUUCAGGGUAUAAAAACGAAUUUCUUUAAAAAUGAUGUAAGUAAUUGAAGCCAUCUGCCAAGCCAGAUUGUUUCUAUGAUGUGAACUGCUUUGACAAGUAAGAACUUUUUAGCAAUAUUAUCAAUAUGUGAGAAGAAAGUACAAUAUUCAAUCUACAUAAUUUCACCUUAAGAGAGGUUUUUUGGCUGCUUUCAUUACAAGGAUGCUUGUUAUUUUCUUGCUGCCUUUUUCUGUUUCUCACAGCUCCGAGUAUCUGUAAUGUUUUUUUUUGGAGGAGCAGUCUGCUACACUCAAUAGCAAUAUCUUAAAUGUGCCAAUUUGCUUCCCCAUGCUUGGUUCAAAUGACGUUCUAGAAAAUUUCAGAUUACGGGCCGUGUCGUCAAGAAGAAAAACAAGAAACGUUCUCUUAAUUAUUUUGUUACUAAUUAAAACAUGUGAAGAUGUCAAUAUUACAAGGAUAAUACCUGUAGUAAUUAUUUAACAUGCAGGCAUGUUGAUUUAAAUUGUUUUUUUUUAUUGCCUUUUCCUGAUUUAGUUUUUCUUGUGGUUACAUAACCCAUCAAUAAUUUCUGAUUUAUGCUUUGUUACCCAAAGCUGGAUAUUUUGGGCAGGACAUAUGAGUUAAAUAAUGUUAAGUCAUAUUUGUAAAUGUGGACAAAAACUGGCAACCCUAGAUACUGUCCUGUUGGUAAUGGUGUGAGAUCCCUGGUGACGUGCAGUGAAGUUGUACCAAUAGACAAUUCUGCCUUUUUUCCCUCUGUAUGCCUAUUCUUCAAACACCAGCUCACCACCUACGGAGGGCUUGUCCUGUAUGCGUCCUAGUUAAUAGGGAAUAGGGGCAGCCUGUCACCAUCAUCUCUUUUGGAAAUGAAACGUUUUGAGUGCUACUGAAGGGAUAGAACACCAUCUAUUGAAUUACUGCUUAGGAAUCUAAACAUUGAAGGAAAUGUGUAAUGCAAAUAUUUAUUCUCCAUGUGACAAGGAAGGACAGAUCAGACAUGAUCUUGGAACUUUUUAUAUUACUGUACCUCGAAGGCUUUGGUUUAAAAUAUACUUACAUGACAUAUUGGCCUAAUAACUUCUCUUCUCUAUACUUUGCUCCUUCAAGAGUACAGAUCGCCUAGUAUACCUCUAAUUGCUUUCUUUUUGGAAGUCAGUGGCUUGAACAAUGUUCAGAUUAUCAUUUAAUUUAUUUUUAGUUUUCCUUUAGCCUGUUCAUCAGUGUUCUAGUACUGAAGAUUAACGCCUGCAAUUUAGGUUGCUAAUUAAACUCAUUCGUGUAACUGAUUUUUAUUUUUACAGAGAGGGGUAUUAGCUGAAAUUGAGUAAUAUCAUGCCUACUGUGCUAUGCAUUCCCCCCUAGCUUCAGUGCACAAUGGCUGGGUAAGGUGGGAUCACUUGGCCUGGGCUCUCGGGUCUCAGCUACACAUUGACCCCUCUGGCCUCCCAGGCCCUUACAGGCAUGUGGUGCUGCUGGUGAGGGACGCGCCUCUCCUCCAAUUAGAGGCUGAGCAGGGUGGCUCGAGGGCUGGGGGGGAGGAGUCUGCCUACACUUCCUCUUCCUCCUCUCACCACGGACUUGAGGUUCAUAGCUGUGAGCUGAGAUGUUUAAAACACCAAAAAUCCAAAUCCAAAAGCGGUGGGAUUGUAUUUCAAGUUACAAAAAAGAAAUUGAGUAAUCUGAGAUCCUGCCACCACCUGCCAUCACCAAGAACAGCAAAAGUGUGCUUCGUCACAUUGUUAAUUGUUGCAAAGGCCCUGACAGGUAGCAUUUAUGGCACUCCUUCAUGCCUCUGAUGCAAUUCUUCUAAAAGUUCAAAUGAGCUGUUUAAAUGCUUCUUAAUAAACAGAUGAACGUGAAAAAAAAAACUAUGCAGGAAAUGGAAAGGACUGCCAAUAAAGACAUGGCAUGACUAUUUGAAAUUUCUAUUCUAUCAUAUUUCAUUGGAGAUUAUUCAGUUCUGUGCUCCACUCUGCUUUUAUACAGUACAGUCUAGCUUUCAGUAUUUAGAAUGAUUUUUAACAACAACCAACCAUCAGGCGCAGCUGAACUGCUGUUAGAGAAUUGCUUCAGUGGUACACUGUGAAGUCAGUCCUUCAGUUUCAGCCACCUCUGUAGAAAUAAAAACCAAAUGUUCACCCUCAUUUUUACUCCUUUGUUCAGUCGAAAUCCGUUAGAAUCCGUUUUGCCUCUGCAUUUCACUGGCAAACCUUUAUAGUAUUAGAAAAAUAGAAUUUUUUUGUCAUUCCAGCUACCUAAAGAGGGCAAGAUACACAGUCUUCUCAGAUCUAGAGAGACAUGCAAAUCUUUGAAGCAUCUUAGAAUUACUUUACUACCGCAAAAGAUUUUGAAAGCCCAAGCUGAUUAAAAAAAACAAUUGUGGUGGCCUGGAGAAUAAAAUGAAAAACCUUUGAGAUUCAUUUAGGUUUGUGGGCACAUACAUCGUCCAGUAUUCAGGGUUAUGGGUUAAUUUAUUGAGAUGCUAAUCAAAUUAAUAAUAUUAAAAUAUAAUGUGUUGGAGAAAAAAAACGACUUUGAUUGAUUGUCAGAUAAAUGCAAAUCUGUGUUUUUGCUUUCUGUGUUAAGGAUGCUCUUGUAGUCAGUGGCCCAGGUCCUACUGUUAUCUUCAUGUAAAUGGUUAUUUCAGACGUUUCAUACUUUAUGUUAAAGCUCUGCUAUCUGAAGAGAUGGGACAUACCGGCCAGCUAAGGAGAUAAAAGAUUAGCUUAAUUUUUUAUUUCCUUUUUUUGUUAAUCUUGUGUUCUAAUCAAGUAGCUGUAAAAAGGGAUACUGUAUUCAGAAGACAAAAAAAAAGUUCUGAAGGCAUUUGUAGCCACUGUUUGUACACAAAAUGUUAAAUAAAAACUCCUGUAUCUAUGUAACUCUGA